This is a messenger RNA of Rotaria sordida, 1320 nucleotides long. The record is from the annotation of a GenBank genome assembly. NCBI's taxonomy places the organism in Eukaryota, Metazoa, Rotifera, Eurotatoria, Philodinida, Philodinidae.
AUGAGUACAACACCAGGCACAUAUGCUUGUGGUGCAUGUACAUAUAUUCAAUCUAUAAAACGACCGACAUGUGAAAUGUGUGGUACGCCUAAUCCAAAUUUUGUUGAUCCAACCAAUGGAUCAGAUGUAGGAGCAGCCGCAGCAGCAGCCUUGUUUGGUUUUACAACAGCUAAUCAAGUGAUUGAUUGUGUUCACUGUGGUUAUAUUAAUAUUGGUGAUCAUAUUCCAAUCUGUCAAGGCUGUGGACAGAAUCCGAAUGAGUUACCUCGUUUAUUUACAAAUUUUGGUACGGAUUCUGACAAUGAAGAUGUUAGUGAUGAACAUGAAGAUGAUGAUAAUGAUGAUGAUGACGACGUUAUAAUGGUAGAAAAUACUGAAGAGUCACAAAAACAAGGUUCAUCUGGAAAAGCUGCUGCUGCUGUAGAAAAAGGACUAGAUAAUAGUCAAUUAUUACCCUAUUUUAAUCAAUAUUUAUUAAUAUUAAGAGAUCAACAACAACAAUGUCAAUCACUUACAAUAGAUUAUUUAAAUGAUUGUAUGACUGAACUUUUUAAUAAACUUGAAUAUAAAAAUGAUGAAUCAGAUGGUCAAUUAACUUUUCCUAAUUGUCAAGUUUGUUAUGAUGAAGAUGCGCCAAUGAUUACAAUGAAAGCUUGCGGUCAUUGUGUAGUUUGUACUGAUGAUUUUAAUCGAUAUUUAUCUGUACGUAUUCGUGAUGGAGAUAUUCUUCCAUGGAUUCCAUGUCCAGCUGAAUCAUGUUCUGUUCCAUGUCAUGUAGAAAAUAUAAUUGACGAUGGUAAUUUAACAUAUUCUGAACUAUUAUUAUUUCUUACAACAUAUAUGUUAAAAAAAUUAUGUCGUAAUGAAAAUUUUAUAACAUGUGUUAAAUGUGAAAAAGGUGGUUUUCUUCAAAUGGGUCCACCAAAAAAACAACAAGUUACAUGUCCUAUAUGUAAUGAAAAACAAAUCAUUGAAAAAGGUACUGAUGGUGAUCUUGAUCUUGCUUUUAAAAAAAUGAUUAAAUCAGGACAACUACGUGAAUGUCCAACAUGUCGUCAUUUAACUUUAAAAGAAAAAGGUGUAUGUAAUAUAAUUGAAUGUGCUAAAUGUGGAAUAUGGUGGAAUUGGAGAACUAGAGAACAAGGACAUAAUGGUAAAGAUUUAAAACAACGUGCUCGAGUGAAUGGAACACUUUGGGAACCCGGUGAACUUCGAUAUCAACAAGAAUUAGAAGCACGUAAUCCAAAAAAAUUUAAAGCUUUAUUAGAACGAAAUGGAAUUAAAUAUGAUCCGAAUUAUGUACGAGGUGGUUGGGAUUGA